This is a messenger RNA of Aspergillus ochraceoroseus IBT 24754, 633 nucleotides long. Its product is annotated as emp24/gp25L/p24 family protein. NCBI's taxonomy places the organism in Eukaryota, Fungi, Ascomycota, Eurotiomycetes, Eurotiales, Aspergillaceae. The record is from RefSeq and is a predicted model, not a curated record. Gene Ontology annotation, cellular component: Golgi apparatus; endoplasmic reticulum-Golgi intermediate compartment; COPII-coated ER to Golgi transport vesicle. The transcript has 4 exons. The coding region runs from base 1 to 633 and encodes 210 amino acids. Gene Ontology annotation, biological process: intracellular protein transport; endoplasmic reticulum to Golgi vesicle-mediated transport; Golgi organization.
AUGCGAUUCACAGCGUUGCUUCUGAGCGUCUUUGCCUGCCUUAUCUCCUCUGUGACCGCAACGGCCUUGACCUACCGACUUGAAGCCAACGAGAAGGCCUGCUUCUACAAGUUCGUCGAGGAGAGGAACACCAAAGUCGCAUUCUACUUCGCCGUCCAAUCCGGCGGUUCUUUCGAUGUCGACUACUCGGUCGUGGGGCCCGGCGAGAAGACAGUUCUAGACGGCACCAAAGAGCGCCAGGGCGACUUUGUGUUUACCGCUCAGAGCAUUGGAGAAUACCGCUUCUGCUUUAAUAACGAGAUGUCUACUUUUGCGGAGAAGAUGGUCGAUUUCGAGAUCGCGAUUGAGAACGAACAACGGACAGAACUCCCCUCCCGCCAGGGUGCUAGCCCCGAACAGGCGUCUGCUCUGGAAGAAUCCAUCUUCAAACUCUCCGCCCAGCUUUCUACUAUUUCCAGGAACCAGAAGUAUUUCCGGACUCGUGAGAACCGCAACUUCAGCACUGUACGGAGCACGGAACGUCGUAUCUUCAACUUUAGCGUGAUUGAGGGCUUGAUGAUGGUUUCCAUGGCUGGCCUCCAGGUCUUUAUUGUGCGGUUCUUCUUCCAGGGUGCCCGGAAAGGUUACGUGUGA